AAGUUUCUAACUCGAUUUGAUAAGUUCAUUGAAUACUUUUUGUAAAAUCCAAUCAGAAAGUUUAUUUUUGGUCCGAUUGGCUUUAAAUAUUCAUUGCUCUACAUCAUAUUUUCAAAAGUUUCCCCCCACUAGGAAAUGGAAAAUAGGUGUCAAAGUAAUGUGUCGGCAGCCUAUUAUCAUUAUAGAUAUAUAUAUAUAAAUAUAGAUACAUCUACAUAUAGAUAUAUGUAUCGGACGUAACGGCGAUGUCUUCCAAUAUGUACGACAUAUUGGUAAAUGUUGAGCAGAUUGUGCUGGAACUGAUCUCAAGUAUUACGUCUAUUGAGAAUGUUACUUUAAAAAUUCCACGCAAAUGUCGAGAUUGGUACGACCCAAACAAUUUUGAGGGUAAUAUCGGAGUAUUUGCGAACGUGAAGGAAAUCUUUAAUUUCCGGAAGAUUAUGUACAAUCAGCGACGCAGUCGUCAUCGGUUUUGUCUGAUUGUGUAUAUCUUGGCCGAGAUCCAUAGUUUGCAUUUGUCUGGCGGUAGUUGCACAAUCCGGGGACUCUACUAUCGGGACACUCACGUGAUUCGUUCGCAGACGUACAUUGUGGCAGCCAAAUUGGAUGUCUGCCGCAUGCUGAACACGGCGCCCGUUAAUCUGGGCAUAUUAUCCGCGUCGAAAGGACUCAUUGCAGGAGACAUAAAGCUGCUCAUGAGCAAUGGCGAUAUAUUGGACUGCAACGUCUAUUGUGGGGCUAUAACAUUGCCAACGGAUUUUGAGAAUGUCGAACGCAUUGUGACAAAUGCCGAAAUGGUCUUGAUCGUUGAAAAGGAGUCUGUUUUUGAGAGCUUGCUUUCCUGCAAUGCCCUUAACACAUUCGGCCUGCGUUUCAUAUUGUUGACCGGCAAGGGAUAUCCGGACUGCACUACUCGCCGAAUUGUAUACAGACUGUCCGUUGAGUGCAACUUGCCUGCCUAUAUCCUGGUAGAUGCUGAUCCAUUUGGCAUUGAGAUAAUGCUCAUUUACCGACACGGUUCGCAGGCCAUGAGCUUCUCUUCCAAGAGUCUUGCCACACCAAUGCUGCGCUGGAUUGGCUUGCAUCCGUCCGAAAUUGACCGUAUUUCCAAACGCGCUGUUGCCCUUAACAAAUACGACAAUAAAAAGAUUGCUGAUAUUCUUUCUCGCAGUGAUAUUAGUCUGGGUGUUAGGCAGGAGCUGCAGACGCUGCAGAAAAUCCAGUUCAAAGCUGAAAUCGAGAGUGUCAUUGAUUUUUUAAGUCCCUUCUAUAUACCCACUAAAAUUAAUAGGAAUUUGUUCUUAUAAUUAUUUCAAAUAGUUUUGUGAUCUAAUUGAUAGAAACUUAAACUAUUAUUAACUAUAUCGGAAAGAAGGUUACGGCCAAAAGUUGAAUAAGAAAUUUCCAUGCACCCAAAGCUAUGUUUAUGUAAAAAGUAGCCUAAAAGAUACUUUGUUUGCAUAAAAAGAAUUUGUAAUAAUAUUUGAAAAUUGCAUUUCUUAUUUGUUGUUGCCUUUUAUUUGUUCAUGUACACAAUCUUGCACAACAAUUGAAAAAGUCUUGCUAAAAUUGUUUCCAUUUUCCACGAUUUAACUCUUAAAAUGUUCAAUAUAAUUUUUGUUAUUACAAAAAAGGGAAACUAAAAAUGGUGUCUCAUAAAAAUAAAAAUAACUAAUUAUAUUUGAUCCAAAACACGUUGAACCACUUUUCGACGAGCCAAUUCUUCUAAUGUUUUACAUUAGUGGAGAUCCUUUCAUAUUUGAGGAUGUCAAGUGGCUUGGCUUGAAACAAAGAUACUUUUAACAUAAUUAAAUGCUAUUGGGAUGCAAGUAUUAAUCUAUCUAAACAUAUAUACAAUGCAGAUCCCAAAAGAUCUUUUUAGAUAUGUUUACGCUACUUGCAAUGCGAUGAUUUUGAAAAUUUCUUCAGCAUGGGUGAGAAACGGCCUUAAAAUCUUCUUGUCUUUCAUCUAAUCGGAUAAAAAUUGCUUUUUAAAACAUUUCCUUUGAAAAUUCCUG
Molecule: messenger RNA, 2018 nt
Organism: Drosophila montana
Lineage: Eukaryota; Metazoa; Arthropoda; Insecta; Diptera; Drosophilidae
Gene: mei-W68
Product: meiotic recombination protein W68
Exons: 2
Coding region: 246-1307 (353 amino acids)
Biological process (GO): meiotic DNA double-strand break processing; reciprocal meiotic recombination; meiotic DNA double-strand break formation
Cellular component (GO): nuclear chromosome
Molecular function (GO): DNA binding; ATP binding; DNA topoisomerase type II (double strand cut, ATP-hydrolyzing) activity
Source: RefSeq, a predicted model, not a curated record